AGCGCCGCGCCCGGAAGGCCGCAGAGGACUCCCGCGCCAACGUCCAGACCUCCUUCAACCGUCUGAAGGCCCUCGCCCACGAGGCCAUCAAGAAGCGCGACAAGGCCCUCCGCGAGAAGGACGAGUCCGCCCGCUCCGCCGAUCCCUCCGCCUCAAGGACGAGGCCCUCAAACACCGGGACUUGCUGCAGUCCGAGAUGAACACCGCCGAGCAGAUGCUGGUCUCCGGCAUCCAUAAGAUCUCCGGCAAGGUCAGCGGCUUCAAGAACUUCAACGCCGGCGGCCUCCCCAAGUCCCAGAAGUACGCCGGCCUGCCGGCCGUGGCCUACGGGGUCAUCAAGCGGACCAACGAGAUAGUCGAGGAGCUCACGAAGCCGAUCGAGGGGGCGUCCAAGUCCCGGGACCGGGCCAGGGAGCAGAUGGAGCAGAGGAACUAUGAGAUCGCCAUCGAGGUGUUGCAGCUCGAGGCGACGAUUAGUGGUCUUAGGGAGGAGAUCUCGAAGAAGGGUGCGGAGGUCGACAGCCUGGAAAGGUCAGUUUCCGACAAGGGUGAGAAGAUCUCCAAGAUGGAGAAUGAGAUAUCGGAGCUGAGGCAGUUCAGUGAGGAUUGUGAUAGCAAAUUGAAGAGUUUGGAAGCUAAAUUGGACUCUCAGAGGCCGGUGCUCAUCGACCAGAUGAAUCACAUUUCGAAGGCCUACGAGCAGAUUCGUGAGAUAAUUAAAGCUGUGGAUUUGAACGAUUUGGAUCAGUUGGAUUCGUCGGACUCUUUAUUUAUGUGGAAAGAAAUGGAUAUGGAGGAGAAUUUGCGGAUUUCGUUGGAAGGGACGAGGUCGGUUUAUGAGUUGGCCAAGGUUGCGGUGGAUAAAGUGAAGGAUGAGGUGGAGGAGAGGAGUAAGGAAGUGAAGGCCUUGAACGAGAAAGUGACAGGGUUGUUGGCAGAGAAACAACAUAUUGGGACACUGCUCCGAAGUGCAUUGUCGUCCAAGACAAAUGAGGUCUUCCAAGUCGCACAAGAGGGGCUGAGAGAGGCUGGGAUUGAUUUGAGAUUAGAUGGCCAGAAUAAAGAGGGCUCAGAGGAGGGAGGAGAGGAUGAAGUCUAUUCCUUGGCUGGGGCAUUGGAAAGUACUGUAAAGGAAUCUCAACUCAAGAUACUUGAAUUGCAGCAUUUGGUUGAAGCACUCAGGGCAGAGUCCUGUUUACUUAAAGCUCGUUUGGAUGCUCAAGCAAAAGAGAUUACCCAGCAAAAGCAUCAUAUUAAGGAACUUGAGGAGAAGGAACGGGUGGCAAAUGAGAAUGUUGAAGGCCUCAUGUUAGACAUUGCAGCAGCAGAAGAAGAAAUUGCAAGAUGGAAAGCUGCGGCAGAACAAGAAGCUGCAGCUGGCAGAGCAGUUGAGCAAGACUUUCUCACUCAGUUGUCAGCUCUCCGAAAAGAGCUUGAGGAGGCAAAACAGGCAAUUUUAGAAUCAGAGAAUAAGCUCAAGUUCAAAGAAGAGACUGCAGCUGCAGCAAUGGCUGCGAGAGAUGCAGCUGAGAAAUCAUUACGGCUGGCAGAUUUGAGAUCUGCAAGGCUGAGGGAGAGAUUGGAGGAGCUGACCAGGCAGCUUGAAGAAUCCGAUAAUCAGGAUGACUCAAGGAACAGAAACAGUCACAGAUAUGUUUGCUGGCCAUGGCAAUGGCUGGGAUUGAACUUUGUUGGAUACCAGGGUGGUGUGCAACAAGAUAGUAAUGAAAUGGAACUCUCAGAACCCCUUGUCUAGGUUUAUAUACUCUUGUAUCCAGGAAGAAAAGAAAAGUAAGUGAUUCUUGUAAUUGUUUAAUUAUAAGGUAAUGGUCUUCGCAUUCUUUGCAAUUUUUUUAUUUUGGUCCAGAGAACUGAGAAUUGCCUGCUCAUGGAUGCUCGUGCAUUAUAGCAAGUGAGAGAAAACUGUGCUAGUUCAUUUAAAAAUCAAAGAAACUUCAAGCACGUGCCAGUUACGUAUCAA
This is a messenger RNA of Elaeis guineensis (African oil palm), 1981 nucleotides long. RefSeq lists its product as uncharacterized. The record is from RefSeq and is a predicted model, not a curated record. NCBI's taxonomy places the organism in Eukaryota, Viridiplantae, Streptophyta, Magnoliopsida, Arecales, Arecaceae.